AUUGUUGUGAGGAGUCUGGCCACUUGGUGAACGGAGUAAUCAAAACCAUCUGUUUCAGAUCGAGGCCUCCAUUUGCAUUGUUUAACAUACUCUGAAAAUGAAGUGUUCAUUUUUAACAUUCCUGCAGCAAUUGGUCUAAUGUUGUAUUAGGGAAGAUUGCUAAACUGAACCAGGUGCCCCCACUCCAGUCCUCACUCCAGACGUUACAGAACAGGCAGCACAUCUCUCCCUGGGAGUUACAUCACUGUAGGACCCACGCUGACCUUGCACAUAAGGAACCUGAUCACGACUUACCUUUCUGCAGAUGCACCGGGCACAUUUAUAGAACGGAAUAUGCUGAAACUCAGAAUAUUGACUUUGAUCACUCUCUGUCUCUGCAUCACAGACUCAGUACAUGCACAGCAACAGUGCUCCAAUGGCUUUGAGAUGGACCGAUCAUCAGGGCAAUGUUUAGAUGUGGAUGAGUGUCGGAUAAUUCUGGAUGCCUGCAGAGGAGAUAUGAUGUGUGUAAAUCAAAAUGGAGGUUACCUCUGCAUUCCUCGCACCAACACCAUGUUUAGACCUAGUUUACGUAACCCAUUUCUACCAGCUGCCGCUGCACCACUUCCUCCUCCAAAUUUCCCAUCACCUUCCAGACCCGUUGUCUGUCGUUUUGGGUAUCAACUUGAUGAAGACAACCAGUGUGUAGAUAUAGACGAGUGUGUCAGUGAGUCCCACCAGUGCAACCCGACUCAGAUAUGUAUCAAUACAGAGGGAGGGUACACCUGCUCCUGUACAGAAGGGUACUGGCUCCUGGAGGGACAGUGUUUAGACAUCGAUGAAUGUCGGUAUGGAUACUGCCAGCAGCUGUGUGCCAAUGUACCAGGAUCAUAUUCCUGCACAUGUAACCCUGGCUUUAUCCUGAACUCUGAUGGGAGGUCCUGCCAAGAUGUAGAUGAGUGUAUCACUGAUAACCCAUGUGUACAGACAUGCAUGAACACGUAUGGAUCAUAUCUGUGCCGCUGUGAACCAGGGUAUGAAUUAGAUGAAGAUGGAGUCAACUGCAGCGAUAUGGAUGAAUGCAGUGUUUCAGAAUUCCUGUGCCAGCAUGACUGUGUCAAUGAGCCAGGUUCCUACUACUGUCAUUGCCCAGAAGGCUACGUCUUGCUUGAUGAUAGCAGAACCUGCCAAGAUAUUGAUGAAUGUGACACAGGGAACUACACUUGCACUCUGCAACAGUUUUGCUUCAAUAUCCCUGGAAGCUACAGGUGUCUAGAUUCAAUGCGCUGUGAUGAACCCUACAUCCAGAUCAAUGAUAAUCGGUGCAUGUGCCCUGUGGAGAACACAGCCUGCAGAGACCAGCCUUUUACCAUUGUCCAUAGGCACAUGGACCUGCUGUCCACCCGCACUGUUCCUACUGAUAUAUUCCAGAUGCAGGCCACCACCCGCUUCCCUGGAGCCUACUACAUUUUCCAGAUUAAGUCAGGGAAUGAAGGCAGAGAGUUCUACAUGAGACAAACAGGGCCCAUCAGUGCUACGCUGGUUUUGACAAGACCAAUCACUGGCCCCCGAGACUUGGUGCUUGACCUGGAGAUGGUGACUGUGAACACUGUUGUCAACUUCCGAGGCAGCUCUGUCAUCCGACUAAAAAUAUUUGUGUCUCAGUACUUAUUCUGAGCCCUGGCUACUUUGCUGUGUUCUUUCAUGAUGUCCCUUUCUUCUCAGAAAAUAGCUUCAUUCUGCAUGGACCUGGCUCUCCACACUUUUCCCCAUGUCUUGACGAAACAAAUAUUUAUCCACAGAUAAAUUCUUAAAAAAUA
Molecule: messenger RNA, 1799 nt
Organism: Xenopus laevis (African clawed frog)
Lineage: Eukaryota; Metazoa; Chordata; Amphibia; Anura; Pipidae
Gene: fbln5.S
Product: fibulin 5 S homeolog
Exons: 11
Coding region: 334-1656 (440 amino acids)
Biological process (GO): elastic fiber assembly
Cellular component (GO): non-collagenous component of basement membrane
Molecular function (GO): calcium ion binding
Source: RefSeq, a predicted model, not a curated record